AUCUGCUCCAUCUGUUAGUUCCUGGAUUCUGGUUUACACCAUUCUUAUUUUCACAUUAAACAUUAACAGUAAUAAAAACAGAAAGAAAAGAGGAAAUAAAAACUCAUAUAGGGAAGUUGUAAUUUCACACAGGCUUGACAGGAGCUUAUUUUCUUCUCAGUAGUCCUAGAAAACAGAAAACAGGCAGGUGUCUUAUUGAAAAAGACCUCUUUCAACUUGACUAUGAAUCAAGCAAGAAACAAAAGUUCCUCAGAUGGAGAAACUAAACGUGAGUCAUCAUUUGUCAACAAAUUCUUUAAGGGCUCAAAACUCAGGUCCUCCAAAGUCGAAAGCAAAAAAGAGGGCUGUGACCUUGAAACAGCUGAUUUCCAAGCCUGGGACAAGACACAGCAGUCAGCCGCCUUAGACACAGCUAUACCUCUCGCUUUAGAAAUGGAACUGGGAUCUGGGAUGGUUAAAAAUGAGCAGUUCCUGCAGAAGCUGGGCAGAAAGGCUGUCGACAAGUGUCUUGAUCUGAAUAACUGCAGAUUAACAACAGCGGACGUGAGGGAACUGGUUGCUUUGCUGCCUUUUCUCCCAGACUUGGAAAAACUCGAUAUUUCCUGGAAUGAUUUUGUAGGCGGAACCCUCCCUUCAAUCAUGCCCCAAAUGCAUCUUGUCAGCAAGUUAAAAAUCCUGAGGCUGGGUAGUUGCAGACUCACCACUGAUGAUGUUCGAGCACUGGGAGAUGCGCUUAAAGCAAUACCUGAACUUGAAGAGCUGAAUUUGUCCUGGAACAGUAAAGUGGGAGGAACGCUGCCUCUGAUCCUCCAGGCAGUCCAAGAAGGGAGCAAGAUGCAAACGCUUGAGCUUGUGGAUUGUGCCCUCACAUCAGAGGAUGGGACCUUUGUGGGUCAGUUGCUACCUAUGCUGAAAAGUCUUGAAGUACUUGAUCUUUCCAUUAACAGAAACAUCGGUGGCAGUCUAAAAAGCAUUGCUCAAGGAUUAAAAAGUACUUCAAAUCUGAAAGUAUUGAAGUUACAUUCAUGUGGAUUAUCACAAAACAGUGUCCAACUAUUAGAUGCUGCUUUUAGCUACAUGAGUGAGCUGAGGAAACUGGACCUUUCCUGCAACAAGGAACUGGGUGGAGGUUUUGAAGACUCAGCAGCUCAGCUGGCCAAGUUGGAGCACCUGGAAGCCCUGGAUCUUCACCAGUGCUCGCUAAUGGCAGCCGACGUGGUGUCGCUGACCCAGGUGAUCCCUUUACUCUCGAGUCUUCAAGAAUUGGAUUUAUCUGCCAACAAGAAGGUGGGAACCGCUUCUGAGCACCUACUUAGCAGGCUCCGAUUUCUACCAGCACUGAAGUCCUUACUAAUCAACAACUGUGCUUCGGAAUGUGAGACUUUUGCCGCCCUGGCUGAAGCCUCCAUUCACCUCCCUGCUCUGGAAAUAGUCAACCUUUCUUGGAAUAAGUGUGUUGGUGGCAACCUGAAGCUGCUUCUGGAAACACUAAAGCUCUCAACUUCCCUUCAAGUGCUGAGGCUAAGCAGCUGUUCCCUGGUGACAGAGGAUGUGGCUCUCUUGGCCUCAGCAAUACAGGCAGGCCACCUGGCGCAGCUGCGGGAGCUCGACCUGAGCUAUAAUGACAACAUCUGUGGUGCAGGAUGGACCGUCUUCUGCCGACACGUGUGGCUCCUGAAAGACUUAGCCACGCUAGACAUCGGCCUUCGGCAACCCACUUUUCGGGAUUGUGGACAAUGGUUUAGACACUUGUUAUGUGCGGUGACCAAACUCCCUGAGAUCACCGAGAUAGGAAUGAAAAGGUGGAUCCUCCCAGCUUCACAGGAGGAGGAAGUGGAAGGCUUUGAACAAGGUCACGGAAACAGCAUUCACUUUGACCAUGGUGGGUUUCAGUCAGCAGAUUUCCCAAAUCUUAACUAAGCUACAAACCAUUCCCCAAAGGAGGAAAAGAACAGGAAUGAAUUCCAGUGUAAGAAAAGGUGUAUCAACUUCUGGGCUGUUUAAUGGGACUUAGGUUACAAGAGCUUUGUAAAUAUAUGCAUCUAAUAAUCUAAUAUGAGCGUGUCUUUAUUCUCUAUCACAUGAAACAUUUUUUCAAU
Manis pentadactyla (Chinese pangolin) is the source of this 2099-nucleotide messenger RNA. It is a transcript of the gene LRRC31, whose product is annotated as leucine rich repeat containing 31. NCBI's taxonomy places the organism in Eukaryota, Metazoa, Chordata, Mammalia, Pholidota, Manidae. The record is from RefSeq and is a predicted model, not a curated record. The transcript is spliced from 9 exons. The coding region runs from base 223 to 1920 and encodes 565 amino acids.